Messenger RNA from Brienomyrus brachyistius, 7634 nucleotides. Its product is annotated as protein Aster-B-like. Gene Ontology annotation, cellular component: plasma membrane; endoplasmic reticulum-plasma membrane contact site; endoplasmic reticulum membrane. The record is from RefSeq and is a predicted model, not a curated record. The transcript has 22 exons. NCBI's taxonomy places the organism in Eukaryota, Metazoa, Chordata, Actinopteri, Osteoglossiformes, Mormyridae. Gene Ontology annotation, biological process: intracellular sterol transport. Bases 798 to 3536 code for a protein of 912 amino acids. Gene Ontology annotation, molecular function: sterol binding; sterol transfer activity.
CUAAAAGCGCUAACGAGUUCUUGGACUGUUCUAUGUUUCCACGGGGACCAAAUUCUUAAUUUUAAAAUCCCAUUUCAUCAGUUAAAGUAAAUAGGUACUUAGAAUAACUACAGAUUGUUAAUCAGAAAAUAAAGUUUGUAUUUGGCUGCUAAUAGGGAUUUUAGCUUUCUAAAUUCUGGUCUGUGGGGUUUUACAACCCCCAUAGUAGCAUAGUGGUUGGACUUAUGAGAAAAGGGGAAAUCUGUACACCGGAUAAAUUGCAAAUUAUUAUGGUAGCGUUAAUUGAAUUAGUUUACCCAGGGACGCCCCAGAUGUCGUCAUUCCGCUGGGGAAGCCUUUGACUCCGGCGGGCCUCCCUGCGAAGGGGACAUCGCCAAAGGAACAGCCGUGAAGCUGUGGACGGGGGUCCCAGCAGGGGGAGCCCUGAGGUACAGAGUGGAGGGCUCCCAGGGAGCGGCCGCCUCUUGGCCUUUGGACCUGGCAGAAACUGGAGUGCGGUCCAGCCCCGCGCCCCGGUGUCGGCUGCUCUGCCGAGAGCUGAAGCCCCUCCCACUGCCACAGAGCCACACCUCCAAACUGAUUUCCUGUACAAGUUCCACAGAGCUGCCAGUGGCUGAGUCACAAGGGCUGUGUGACAGGGCAGGACCGGUCAGUGAAGAACUGAAGGCCUCACGUCGGACUCGCUGCUUGUGAUGCGCUGACAGCGGGAGGAAGCUGGAACCCGGCGAGGACGAUCCGGACCGCAAGACUCUCCAGUUCCUCUGUGGGCCUCCCAUGCCUGGAGGGCAGAGGGGUCGAUGGCUGACAUGCAGCGCCUUCCCGUGCAUCACGGCGGGAUUGGGGGCGCUGGUGCUGUGGGGAAGUCUGGCCAGCCUGGGCUGGACGGCAGCCCCAGUUCACACCGAAGAAGGUGCAGGGUGGGGGAGCCAGUCAGCUUGGGGGGGUCCAGGGAGCAGCUUCCACUGCCGUCCAUCGCGAUAACGCCAUCGAGCGAUGAGGACACGCCGCGCUCUGUCUGCUCCACGCCCAGCUCCUCGCCCCGCCAAAAGCGCUCGCUCAUACGGCGCUGGCUGAAGGGGAACGACAGGAAGAGGCGCAGCUGCGCCAACAGGCAUCAGAGCGGCCAGCUGAACAGCCAUGAGGACGACAGUCUCCAUCCCCCACUCACCACUCACUUCCUGAGUCCCUUCAUCCGUGAGGAGAGGGCUGACGGGGACAGACUGAGCACUGCCAGUAACUCGAGCCGGAGCUCCCCCGCCUGCUCGCCCAUCCUGCGCAAGCGCUCCCGCUCACCCACCCCCCAGAGCCCCGAGGGCGACGCCAUGGUGGAGAAGAGUACAGAGCAUGCCGCCGACCGCUCGCCCCCCACCGCCGGCCAUACCCUGCAACCCCCACGAUCAGGCAGCGGCGGCAAGAACUCCAAGAAGAGCCAGAGCUGGUACAAUGUCCUGAGCCCCACCUACAAGCAGCGAAAUGAGGACUUCAGGAAACUCUUCAAGCAGCUGCCGGACUCGGAGCGGCUCAUCGUGGAUUACUCCUGCGCUCUACAGAGGGACAUCCUGCUGCAGGGUCGGCUCUACCUGUCUGAGAACUGGAUCUGUUUCUAUAGCAACAUCUUCCGUUGGGAGACGCUGCUGAUGGUCCGUCUGAAGGAAAUCUGCUCCAUGACGAAGGAGAAGACGGCCCGCCUCAUUCCCAAUGCCAUCCAGCUGUGCACCGAGUCCGAAAAGCACUUCUUCACCUCAUUCGGCGCCAGGGAUCGGACCUACAUGAUGAUGUUCAGGCUUUGGCAGAACGCACUGCUGGAGAAGCCCCUUUGUCCCAAAGAGCUGUGGCACUUUGUGCACCAGUGCUAUGGCAACGAAUUGGGCCUCACCAGUGAUGAUGAGGAUUAUGUCCCCCCCGAUGAUGACUUCAACACUAUGGGCUGUUGCCCCCCGCCCUGGUGCAGGUACAACGAGGAGAACGAGGCCAACGACAGCUCGUCCAAGAGCAGCGCCGAGGCGCGGCCGGAGCCUAGCCCCCAGCUGCCCCGCAAGCCCCUCCCCCACGGAGGCGUAAGAAAGCAGCGAGGCCGUCUCACGCCACCUCCAUGUCUGUACCUCCCGUGCCUACAGACGGACCUCCCACCCGCAGAGGAGUACUCAAACUGCCUCACCGACGGAGACCUCCUGGCCGUUCCUUUGCCCAGUGCCAAAGGGGAGGAGUCAGUGGCACCCUCGCCGUCGCUGGACUUCAAUGACAACGAGGACCUCCCCACGGAGCUCAGCGACUCCUCAGAGACGCACGAUGAAGUGGGUGAGGUCCAGGCCUUCCAGGAGGACCUGCCCGGGAAGCUCUAUAUCAAUGAGAUCUACAAGCUCAGCGUGGACAAGAUGCACGGCCUGCUCUUCACAGAAUCCCAGUUCAUGAGGGACUUCCUGGAGCUGCGGAGGUUCUCAGACGUGGUAUACCGGCCGUGGAAGAAGGACGACGAGACGGGGAACCAGACCCGGGAGAUGAUGUACACCAUCGCCCUGAGCAACCCGCUGGCCCCUAAGAGUGCCACCGUCACAGAGACACAGACGUUGUACAAGGCCAGUCAGGAGAGCGAGUGCUACAUCAUCGACGCCGAGGUGAUCGCCCAUGACGUCCCGUAUCACGACUACUUUUACACGCUUAACCGCUACGUCCUGACACGUGUGGCCAAGAACAAGUGCCGACUCAGGGCUUCCACAGAGCUCCGCUACAGAAAGCAGCCCUGGGGCCUCGUCAAGGGCUUCAUCGAGAGAAACUUUUGGAGUGGCCUGGAUGAGUACUUCAGACACCUAGAGCUGGAGCUGAGUAAGAUGGAGGCGGCAAUGACAGAGCCCCCCAGGAACUCCCCCAAGUCUCGCGUGGCCAGGACGGCGAUCUGCCGGCGCCGCAAGCGCACGCUGUCGCACCUGCGCGGCCAGCACCUGGAGGAGGCGCCGUUGAGCCCCGUGAGCACGCCCGAGCACGAGGAGGCCAUCCACCGCAUCCGGCACGUGCAGGGAUCUACUCAGACCCGGCACAUCCCUGAGGAGGUUCCAGGAGGCCUGGCCCUCUACAGCGUCUCCAGGCUGCUGUUGGUUGUCAGUCUUGUCCUUGUUAUUCUGGUGUUCCUCAACAUGAUGCUCUUCUACAAGCUGUGGAUGCUGGAGCGCACAACGCAGAGCCUCGCUACCUGGCCAGGCCUGCGACCCCACGAGAGGUACCGGUGUACGUGCUGUCCGGAGGAGCACCACAGCUUGUAUUGUGCUCUCUUACAUCAGGAGUGCUCCUCUCUCACUUUUAUACAGUGUUGGUGCUGUGUCAGUAAAUAUAGGCUUCCACAGACGCAGGCCGAGUGGGCGCAACUGCUUGAGUCACAGCAGCGGUAUCAUGACGACGAGCUGCAGAAGUGGAGAGAGAUCCUGCGGUCCUCGGUGCUGCUCCUGGAUCAGAUGAAGAAGUCACUGCUGAACCUCCAGAAGGGCAUCAUCCUGAGGGAUUACAGCUCUGAGCCGGAGGAAAGCGCGGGGUCGUACCACUAACCCCAGGAGUGCACCCUGCUGACCUUUGACCUCUGACAGGCAGGAGGCUGGAGCAGCGUCUCGGCUGGGCGGACCCUCCCAGACAGCAGAGCUGCUCUGCUUGGCCCAAGUCAUCCGCUUGUCUCCUUUUUAGAGACGUGCUGUGAGGUUUUUGCCAUGCCUCCUCCCAGUGAAGACCCUCUCCUUCCAAGGAGGGCCUGCUCAUACAGGACUAGGACUGCUUCAGCUCUUCCAGGUAGACCGCCCCCCGGUGGUCAGUGUUGCAGCGUCCCCUUUUUUACCUUGAAAAUCUGGGACCACGCAAGUUAAUUACCACCAAUCAGAAUGCAAACACAGAUCUUGAUGCGGGUUUCCAUGGAGAUAUAGAUCUGUACUUGUGUAGAUAGGUUUACUGAUUGGGUUUGUAUGGCAUUUGCAGCCAAGCGGAAUCGGGGCUGGUUUCCUCGAUUCCACGUGUGGCCACGACGUGGUGACGCCUUUGUGUUACAAGGUUGGCCGUCCUGCUAUGAAGCAUCCAGGAGCCAAACGAAAGAAUCUCGCCGUUCCCAUGGUAACUGUUUCCAGCGAGAAUCUGGCAAAAGACACCACAUCCGGCGGGAACUCCAUUAGAUCGCAGCGCCCCCCCGGCGGCUGUCCUGGACGCCGCAGUGAUGCUCCUACACUUGGUCUGGGUAGAUUGGAGAGUCACAUGACACAGGUUUGUCGAGCAGGUAUCUGAAAGAGAGCAGCACGUAAUGAUGCAGUCUAAGGUGACCCGUCCAGACGGGCUCUGGAAAGCCGCCCCCCCCCCUCCCCAAUUGUGAAUCAUGGCCACCUCUCUCAUGUUGUCAUCACCGUCUGGGUUCAUUUGUGCUUUUUUCCUUUACGACCGGCUCCCAGAUCAGGACGUGCUGUAGCCUUACAGAUCAAACAGCCAGCACAUAGAAGCAUCAGUGUUACUCUUUCACCUCUGUGAGAGAAUCGAGCAGAUUUUGCUGGAUGAUAAUGUGCUCUGAGACUUUCAAGGUCAGGCUUGGGGUAAUUUAAAGGGAAUCUGCAGAUGAACCGAGUAAGGUGACUGUUAUUCUCCAAGUAUUUCAUUUCAGAAACUGUGAAUAGCUUUAUCGGAAACAUUUACAUAAUAAGAGGAUUAUAUAUGUGAUGCGAUAAUGUACAGAAGACAGCAUCGUGUAUUUUGCGUGUUACUGAGUGUGGCGCACCCGCCAGUCCGUCUUUGUCCGUACUUUUUUUGUUCCCAGUUAUGUGAACGAGUGAAGCCAAACUGCACCCUCUUCAUCAGGACAGUAUUUAAUGUUUUUCGUCACUAGGGGGCAGCAUCACCACACUGGACCUGUCGGUGCACUGCCCCAGCCUGGACAUUAGUAUCUACCUGUUGCUUAGAUUAUUUAUUACGGUGAUGUUCAUUUUCAGCCAGUCACUCAGCCAGAUGUCAUUCCUGUCUUGGAAAAUAGUUGGCAAUUGAAACUGCUGCCAUUUUUAUGAUCACUUUGAACGGCAGCCAGAUUUAAUUGGCCCCUGUCUCCUUACCGGAGCCUCUUCGGCCCCGGAUGUGCUGCUUUUCUGUCCGGUUGACGUAUAUGAGCGCGUUGCAGUUUCGCGACGCGGAGCCGCGCCAAGCAUACGCACGAUGACUGCCCCCUCCACCCCAGGACGUGAACACGAGCAACGUGCUUGAAAUGGCAUGCGAGGCUUGCACUCGUAUAAAGUGAGCCGGGGACAGGAAUGGCCCUUAUUGGGCCCUGACGACGGAGCGGACACCUCCGCUCUGAGGUUAUUUAUGAUCUGGGAGCUGCUUGUGUUCUCGGGGGUCACACAGGCCGCUUUAUGACGCCUCGCUUGUCACGCGCGGCCGAUGCACCUUGAGAGUUGACAUCAGUGCUAAUCAGCAUCGUGUCCCUCGCACAUCCUACUGGAUCAGUCAAUGAGUUCUAUGCAUUUUAUCCUGUGGUAUUUGUUUAUACAAAACGGUCAAAACUACUGUUCUCUGACAGAGGGAAAUGUUAUGUCUAGAUGUUUCUGCAAAAAAAGCUAAACCCCUCCAUUACAAUAAAACAUUCAGUGUCAUCUGAAGCAUCCUGGUUUCAAACCACCCCCAAAAAGAGCAGAACCGCAGCCCUCCUAUAUGCCUGGACACUAAUGAGGGCUAAAUGAAGCUUCUUGAACCGUUUGCUGUAUUGUCUGACACCACUAGAUGGUGCUCUUUGUUUAAAAAAAAAAAAAAGGGCUCAAAGCCAUGCUCUAAAGUAAACCCAAGAGCACCAUCUAGUGGGGUCAGAAAAUGGCUCAUGAAGCUUCAUUUGGCCGUCACUGACGGGACACUCUGGACACGAUCCACACGGCGCACUCUCAUGGGUAUCACGCAGUCUGCGUUUGUGACAGAAAAUGAGGUCGCAAUGGGUUCAAACAUUGAAGGGUAGAUCAAAGAAUGAUGUCAUGGAUUAUUUGAUACCAAAACCUUUAUUUAUUAUUCAUUACCAGCUGAUUGAAAAGAGAUCACCAAAGAAAACCAGGCUGGUCACAGAAACCAGUUUAAUCUACCAAAUCUGUGAAUUCUGGAGUGCCGCAGUUUUAUUCAGCCCCAGGUUGGACAGUAUGAGCAGCAGCCGGCGUGUAUCUGCAGUGUCCUGUAGGACUGAUUCACACCAAACCCACCUUCGCUUACGGGGAGUAUGAUGUUCAGAUUGUUCCAGCAUCAUGAAAUGCCACGUUUUUGUCUCAUGCCCAGAUCUCUGAAGGGAAAGAGUCUUUGCAUCUUUAUAAACAUGCUUCCUGUCUUCCUUGGCUGGCUGCAGCCAUCGUUACGUUUGAUUAACACAGUCAGAGGACAACUGAAGCCUUAGUGUUAUACCUAUGCCAAAAACGCCAUCCAGGAAGCUGUGUGAUCUGUCUGUCCUUCACUAGCAGCUAAUCUUUACGAUGUGUCUGGAAAGAGGUGGGAGGGGCUUCACAGCAGCUCAGCCGACAGUGGUUCUAGUUCCUCACCAGCACUCAUACUUUCCUCUGAUUUGAUUGGCUGCACCCGAGCACCUCCCAGUGCAUGCCAGUUGUACUGUACCGAACUGACAGCAUUCUUUAACUGUAAUAGCAGUUAGUUGUGAUAUGUGACAGUGAUACCUCCUGUCCCCUGUGUGGCGCUGUUACUAAGAUUUGGCCUGUUGCACAUCACACGUGUCGCCAUUGAGUUUUGUUCGUCUUGUGUUUCUUUCACUUGACUCCUCGUCACAUCCAUGUUUACCGUGACACCCACGGCCGCAGUCCAUUUAAAUAUAAACUUGACUUCGGGUUCGAGAAAGUGUAGCUGCCAUGUUACCAAAAUGCCACCUCUCCUUUUAAUGCUUUUCAUUUUUAUUAGUCUAAGGGAAGAACUGAAGGCCAUACAAGACCUCGUGUACAAAGUGCCAGCCAAUGGUAGCCCAGCUUCCAUGCACAUUUACCCCAGUGGGGGUGCCCAGCAAUUCGAAAAGAUCCACUGUCACUAUCCAGUUGAAUCACUGGGAAUCCAAAGAGGAAUGCUCAGAAAUCCCAGUCUGAGCGCCUGCUUUAAUAGAUGUUGCACAUUCUGGGAAGUGUCUCCAUGACGACGUAUUCACGGCCCAACGGUUCCACGCGGUUUGCCAGUGUCCUCCUGUAGGGGGCAUUACAGUCAUCCCAUAGUUUUGGGACACGCGCCCAUAGCCAGUGUCACACCCCAGGUCCAUGCUGCUGAUGCACAUUCUCACGCGCAGACGUCUGUAUGCAGUAUCUACACACAUAAAAGAAAUGGAAUUAUCAAGGAAAUUUAUGGUGAUAUUUUAAGGAAAAUGUACCGCAGGUGUGUCGUGGCAUUAAAUAACUGAUGUGUGUGGGGCGGAUAAAAGAAUGGAAAUGUGUGAUUUUGUUUGUUUUUAGAAGAGUUUUGAUCUAUGUAUGUAUACGAACCUUAAUAUAUUUAUACUAUAUAUUGUAUGUAUAUGCUGUAUAUAUCUACAAAGACAAAUCAGAAUCUGCGCUGUGCGCGGUUUCAUUUCCAUGUAGACAUGGACUCUGAAUCAGCUUUAUGAAAAUGUGAGCUAGAGGCAUAUGAAAUGUAUGAAUAAAGGUACUGAUUAAAGUCCCAUG